Molecule: messenger RNA, 518 nt
Organism: Echinops telfairi (small Madagascar hedgehog)
Lineage: Eukaryota; Metazoa; Chordata; Mammalia; Afrosoricida; Tenrecidae
Product: group 10 secretory phospholipase A2
Exons: 4
Coding region: 1-483 (160 amino acids)
Biological process (GO): arachidonate secretion; phospholipid metabolic process; lipid catabolic process
Molecular function (GO): phospholipid binding; calcium ion binding
Source: RefSeq, a predicted model, not a curated record
AUGGGUGUGCAGUCUCUGUGCCUGCCAGGAAUGCUGCUCCUGCUGUCGCUGCUACUGGGCUUCGGAACCAGACCUAGUGCAGCCUCCAGAAAGUCACAUGUGCACCGACGUGGACUCAUUGAGUUGGCAGGGAGCUUGCAGUGUGCCAGCACGCACUCCCCCUUGGCCUACAUAAGCUAUGGUUGUUACUGUGGCCUGGGUGGCCGUGGCCAGCCAAGGGACCCCUCAGACUGGUGCUGUCACCGCCAUGACUGCUGCUAUGAAGUUGCUGAGAAAGCCGGCUGCCAGCCCAAGCUGGAUCGCUACUCCUGGAAGUGCGUCAAUGAUCAUGUAGUGUGUGGGCCUACUGAGGACAAAUGCCAAGCACUCACAUGCAAGUGUGACCAGGAAGCUGCUCAUUGUUUAGCUCAGGCUGAGUACAAUGUAAAGUACCUUUUCUACCCCUAUUUCUUAUGUGAGAAGGACUCACCCAAGUGUGCCUGACUAGCCUGUACACGAAAAUAAAUCCUUCUCAGAGA